AUGCCUACGAAUUAUGUUGUAAUCUUUAAAGACUCGGCCACCACUGAGCAGAUCAAUGCCUACGUUGAACAGAUCAAUGCAAAUGGUGGAACUGUCAUCAACAGGUUCCCCGACAUGAUCGCUAGAGGAUUCACAGCCUCUAUAGCAGAUUCAGACUUCCAAAAGUUUCAGUCAGACCCUCUGAUUGAUCGUGUCACACCUGAUACCUCCAACUAA
Molecule: messenger RNA, 216 nt
Organism: Penicillium robsamsonii
Lineage: Eukaryota; Fungi; Ascomycota; Eurotiomycetes; Eurotiales; Aspergillaceae
Exons: 3
Coding region: 1-216 (71 amino acids)
Source: RefSeq, a predicted model, not a curated record